UUCCUCUAAUAAAGAAACCUCCAUGAGCGAUGAAAUCGCAUCCAUGUCCUCAGAUAACACAAGCCUACAAAAAAACACAAAUAAACCAAAAAAAAGAGCAAAUAACCCACGAAAAACCCAGAUUAAACAUAUACAAAACCAAGCACCUGUCAGAGAUUACCUUAAUGAACUCGACGAUAGAAGUAAUGAAUGCAAAGUGGUCGUCGACCAACAAUCAUUUUUAUUAUCUGAAAAUGCAGAAUUUAUUAAAUUUUUGCAAGAACUUGAUCUUCGUUACCAUCUCCCCUGUCACCAAACACUCUCAACUUGG
Racocetra persica is the source of this 310-nucleotide messenger RNA. Lineage: Eukaryota; Fungi; Glomeromycota; Glomeromycetes; Diversisporales; Gigasporaceae. The record is from the annotation of a GenBank genome assembly.